UUUCGUUUUAAUUCCAUAGUGUAGUUGCUGCCCACAAGAUCCCGAUUUGAAAUAUAAUUCAGCACAAUGGAUUCAAAUGUAUUCGAAAUAUUCUUUAGAGCGCCAGCAGAUCCUGUGCUGGCCAAGAACAUGCCAAUAAUAGCCUCUCAUUGGCCUGUUACGUUAAUCCUAGUGGGAUAUCUUCUGUUCGUAUUAAAAAUCGGAAGAAUAUUUAUGGCGAAGCGCAAGCCGUACAAUUUGAAAAAUAUUAUUGUCGUCUAUAAUAUUUGCCAGGUGAUCUACAAUUCCGUAUUAUUUAUUUUGGUCAUAUACUUAAUAUUCGUAAAUCUGGCGUACGACCUACAAUGCAUGGAAAGCCUGCCGCAUAAACAUCCGUCUAAGGAACUGGAACGCUGGCUUACCUAUAGCUACUUCCUGAACAAGGUGAUAGACCUGUUGGACACUGUGUUCUUUGUGCUACGAAAGAGCUACAAGCAGAUAACUAUACUCCACGUUUACCAUCAUGUCCUGAUGGUGUUUGGCAUAUAUUGGGUGAUGCGGCUAUACGGAGUCGGCGGCCAAUACAUGAUGAUGGGAUUAUUCAACACUUUUGUACAUGCCGUCAUGUAUUUCUAUUAUUUUAUUUCCGCAAUGUAUCCGAAGCUUAAGAGCAGCCUCUGGUGGAAGAAGUACAUAACGGGGAUACAAAUAUUACAGUUUAUUCUUUUGUUUUUGCAAGCUACAUUAGUCUUGUUAUCCAAUCCUAGUUGCCAAUUUCCAAUGUUCCUGCAAUAUCUACAGCUCUCCCAGGCUUUAAUUAUGAUUGUCAUGUUUGGUAAUUUUUAUUAUCAUGCUUACGUUAAGCCCAAACAACAGAAACAGCAAAAAGCGCCCUAAAAAUGGUAAUUCUUUUUU
Drosophila virilis is the source of this 894-nucleotide messenger RNA. NCBI's taxonomy places the organism in Eukaryota, Metazoa, Arthropoda, Insecta, Diptera, Drosophilidae. The record is from RefSeq and is a predicted model, not a curated record.